Messenger RNA from Coniophora puteana RWD-64-598 SS2, 4335 nucleotides. RefSeq lists its product as uncharacterized. Gene Ontology annotation, biological process: DNA repair. Bases 1 to 4335 code for a protein of 1444 amino acids. The record is from RefSeq and is a predicted model, not a curated record. The transcript is spliced from 15 exons. NCBI's taxonomy places the organism in Eukaryota, Fungi, Basidiomycota, Agaricomycetes, Boletales, Coniophoraceae. Gene Ontology annotation, molecular function: ATP binding; ATP hydrolysis activity; ATP-dependent chromatin remodeler activity. Gene Ontology annotation, cellular component: Ino80 complex.
AUGAAUGGGGUCGACCACCGCCAGGUGCAGGAGGAACGUCGCUUGGUUUCUUCCGACCUCUCAGACUGCGAAGAACUGUGGAUCAACGAACUCAGUGAUUAUGUCAUAGAAACCCACAAACGUAGACGUCAAGUAGAGGAGUGGUUUGAUACCAACGUGCUGCAACGAAAUAACGCCACUGCCGUCUCCCUCUCUCGUCACUAUGUCUCCCGAAUAGCGCGGAUACCAUUGCCUCCACCGUCACCUCCUCCUAUGCCCUCCCGUUCUCUAGACGACGAUCUGCUCUCGACAGUACAGGCUUCUCCUCCCCUAGAACCCCUAGACACCUAUGACUAUGAAGGGGACUCCAAGUCGCGACGAGCCGGUCAUGGUAGAUCCCUUACCAGUGGUGCUGAAGCUGCUGCUCAACUUGAAGAGACACUCCUCGGUGCAGGAUCUUAUAAACAUGGCGGAUCGUUGAAACGCUUGGCCGAUGGUAUCGUAUCUGAUGGCAGCAGCGAGAUUGAGGUACCUUCUAUCUCUAUCAGAAAGAAGCCAGCCACGAAGAAGAGAAAACUAGACAAGGAUGCUGUUGACAUCACGGAUGAGCUCGAGCGAUCCGUUAGCGGCAGCAAUCUGGCCCUUUCCUCGAAGAGUGCCCUAUCCAAGAUCAAGGGCAAAGCUAAGCAGACAAUCGCACGCGAGGGUAGUCCCGACAGCAUCUCAACGACUACAACACCCAAGGGUAAGAAGAAGAUAGCUAGUAAGAAGAAGAACGAGAUGCUUUUGCUCGAUGCUGUCGAUUCUGCAGCCUCAGCCGCCGACUCUGCCGCAGGAGAUGUUACUCCUUCCGCUUCCCGUCCAACUUCGCCCGCACUUACCGUCUCUUCGACUGUGGUGUAUGAAUUAGAUGAGGUAGCUCCGCCCCUCAAGCGUGCGAAGAGAGUAGACGACACCAUAAAGACCAAGCGUCUAAAAUCGCUUGAAGAAGCGCAAAGGAAGGUCUGGACAAACAUUGCCAAGCGAGAGGUUGCAAAGGUAUACAAAUAUGCAGCUCUUGGAUACCAGGCUCGGCAAAGUCAAAUGAAGCGUGUUGCUAUGCUUUCGUCAAUGCAGGCUCGUAAACCGUUCACCCGUACACCGAAAGGUGCCAAGGACAUUCAGGCGAAAGGGAAGCGCAUGAUGCGAGAGAUGCUGGUCUCGUGGAAACGAAACGAAAAAGAAGAGCGAGAUGUUCGAAAGCGUGAACAGAAGGAGGCAGUCGACCGAGCCAAGAUGGAAGAAGAGAAACGCGAAGCGACGCGCCAGGCUCGCAAACUUGAGUUCCUAAUCAGCCAGACGGAGCUUUACAGCCAUUUCGUUGGCAAUAAGCUAAAGACUGCGGAAAUGCAGGGUGAUGCUGAGGAUGGCCCUACUCCAGCCGGAGCGAGUGUUACUGACAUAGACCCGAGCGCAUUGCUAGAUAUUGAUUUUGACGACGGCAAUCCAGAUGACCAAACCAACCUUCACCGACAUGCCCGGCAUAAUGCACAGGAGGCUAUUGCGCUCGCCAAGUCACGCGCUCAGGCCUUUGAUACUCAGGCAUCACUUGAUCGGAAAACGAACGAGGCCCUCAAACUAGCCCGGGCUCAAGCACAUAUACGGGAUGAAGAGGACGAUAGCCAAGGUGGUUCCAAUCAAGCUCCUUUGGUUGACCUUGAUUCAGAUGAACUGAACUUCCAGAAUCCUACAUCAUUGAGUGGUCCUUUGACCAUCUCCCAACCUACCAUGUUGAUGGCACAGCUAAAAGAAUAUCAGCUGAAGGGUUUAAAUUGGCUAGCCACUUUAUACGAGCAAGGCAUAAAUGGUAUAUUGGCAGACGAGAUGGGUCUUGGAAAGACGGUCCAGUCAAUUUCCUUGAUCGCGUAUCUUGCGGAAGUGCACGAUAUAUGGGGUCCGUUCCUAGUGGUUGCACCAGCCUCAACCUUGCAUAAUUGGCAGCAAGAGAUUACUCGCUUUGUCCCUGGGCUAAAGGCGUUGCCCUACUGGGGUAGUGUCAAGGACCGCGCAACUUUGCGCAAGUUCUGGAGCAAAAAGGAGAUCAGCUACGAUAAAGACGCCCCUUUUCACAUCCUCAUUACCAGCUAUCAGCUAGUAAUUCAAGAUCAACAAUACUUUCAACGGCUAAAAUGGCAGUACAUGAUUCUGGAUGAAGCUCAAAACAUCAAGAAUGCGUCAAGUGUUCGCUGGAAAACAUUGCUUGGUUUUCAUUGCCGUAAUAGAUUGCUUCUAACUGGCACGCCAAUUCAAAACUCCAUGCAAGGCAAGUCUCUCUUAUCCCAACUGUGGGCUUUGCUUCAUUUCAUUAUGCCUACCUUGUUCGACUCUCACGAUGAGUUCAACGAGUGGUUCUCCAAGGACAUCGAGAAUGCAGCAGAAAACAAAGGGAGCAAACUUAACGAGCACCAAUUACGGCGACUGCACAUGAUUCUGAAACCGUUCAUGCUCCGUCGAGUGAAACGACAUGUGCAGAACGAACUGAGCGAGAAGAUUGAGAUCGACGUAUUUGUUGACCUUAGCUCGCGUCAGCGUGCUUUGUACAGAGCUUUGCUUGCCAAUGUUUCCGUUGCUGAUUUGUUGGAGAAAGCUGCGAACAUUGGUGAUGCAGACUCUGCCAGAUCUUUGAUGAAUCUCGUCAUGCAGUUUCGCAAGGUUUGUAACCAUCCCGAGCUCUUUGAGCGUGCCGAUGUCAUUGCGCCUUUCUCGUUCGCGGAAUAUGGUCGUUCUGGGCCUCUGAACCGUGAGGGUGACUUUGUGACUUUGCCUUACUCGACACGAAAUCCGAUCAAGUACACUUUGCCUGAGCUCAUCUACCUUGAUCGUGGGCUGGUUGAUGUCCCUCACGAAGAGCCCGCCAUGCGCUCGAGGGGUGCGGAUCUAAACGGCCUCUUCAAUAUCUGGUCCAAAGAUUGGAUACACCAAUCCAUGUACAAUGACAUAGAAAGUUCUCCGGCAUUUGCUUUUCUUCGGCUAUUGAACUCAUCGCCCAGUAAGGCACAUGAACUUCAUGUGUCGCCGUGGAUUAGACGAAGGUUAUUGGAGGUAGAGGCGGACAUCCAAUUGGUUGAAACCCGUGCUUGGUCCUCAUGCUCUGCCUCAAUAAUACCCUCGAUGGAGUCGCCUGUUCGAAUCAGCCCACUUGCCUCUAGCCUCGAGCGCGCAGAAGGCCUCCCUCAUCUGAAAGACAUCGCUCCUUCCUUCUGGCAGCAAUCAUGUCUCAGCCGACCUGGGCUCAAGUGGUACGCUCCCGCCGCUGUCGCACCUCCAGUCACUAUGUAUUGCGACAAUCGGACAUUCCUUGAGAUGCAAUCCCGAACUUUGGAUUCUCCCUUGGAUUCGUUGGUUAUGUAUGGUGUACCUCGCGAGGUCCAAGAUUCCGAAGAUGCGCACAAAGCGUAUCGCAAGCUUGUUCCAUUAGUUCCUCAAACAGGCUUGUUCGACAACUCAACCUCAGAUCAACUCCCACCUGUUAACAUGCAAAUUCCCGAGGCCAAGCGACUAAUUUACGACUCAGCGAAACUUGCUCGCCUUGAUUCUUUGCUACAGGAACUCAAGGCCGGCGACCAUCGAGUCUUGGUCUACUUCCAAAUGACCCGUAUGAUGGACCUUAUGGAAGAGUACUUGAUUUUCCGUCAGUACAAGUACCUGCGAUUGGAUGGAUCCUCAAAGCUGGAAGACAGACGGGACAUGGUCAUGGACUGGCAAACAAGACCCGACAUCUUCAUCUUCUUGCUUAGCACACGAGCAGGUGGUCUUGGUAUCAACCUAACAGCUGCAGAUACUGUGAUAUUUUAUGACCACGAUUGGAACCCGUCGAAUGACGCCCAAGCUAUGGAUCGUGCUCAUCGUCUGGGUCAGACGCGACAAGUCACUGUUUACAGACUCAUCACUAAGGGCACAAUCGACGAACGCAUCAUCCAGCUUGCCCGAGUCAAGAAAGAUGUGCAAGACAUCGUCGUCGGGAACAAGAACUUCACAGACGUUACGAAGCCAAGCGAGAUCGUCCAACUCCUACUAAACGACGAUCAGCUAGCCAGCCUAGAGAAUAAUCCCCCUGCGUUAUCCGUUGCAACAAAUGGCACUAAACGUGCGGACCCUGGAGCCGUCCGUGAUUUAUGGAAUGAAGAAGGUGAUGACUUUUUCGGCCAUACAACUGGCCCGACGAACCAGGAGGGUGAGGAAGAGGCAGAGGCACCAGCUAUCGCCACUACUACCAGCACGCGCGGCAAGAAACGGAAAGUGGGUUCGGGUGGUGCUCGCCCACGCAAGGCCGGCGGUAAGAAUUCGAAGAAGGAUGUGGCAGAGCAAGAAACUUGA